Molecule: messenger RNA, 882 nt
Organism: Nakaseomyces glabratus
Lineage: Eukaryota; Fungi; Ascomycota; Saccharomycetes; Saccharomycetales; Saccharomycetaceae
Gene: SPE3
Product: spermidine synthase
Biological process (GO): polyamine metabolic process
Molecular function (GO): catalytic activity
Source: RefSeq, a predicted model, not a curated record
AUGAGCGAGAUUACACACCCUACUAUUGUUGAUGGAUGGUUCAGAGAGAUCUCUGACACCAUGUGGCCUGGUCAAGCCAUGACUUUGAAAGUCGAGAAGGUCUUGCACCAUGAGAAGUCCAAGUACCAGGACGUCUUGAUCUUCAAGUCCACCAACUACGGUAACGUUCUUGUUUUGGACAAUGUUAUCCAGGCCACUGAGCGUGACGAGUUCUCCUACCAGGAGAUGAUCACCCAUUUGGCCAUGAACUCUCACCCAAACCCAAAGAAGGUUCUUGUCAUUGGUGGUGGUGAUGGUGGUGUUCUUAGAGAAGUUGUCAAGCAUGAGUGUGUUGAAGAAGCUUGGCUGUGUGACAUUGACGAAGCUGUUAUCAGAUUGUCCAAGGAAUACUUGCCAGACAUGGCCGGUGUUUACUCUCAUCCAAAGGUCAAGACCCACAUCGGUGAUGGUUUCCAAUUCUUGAGAGACUAUCAAAACACAUUCGAUGUUAUCAUCACUGACUCCAGUGAUCCAGAAGGUCCAGCUGAGACUUUGUUUCAACAAUCUUACUUCGAGUUGUUGAGAAGUGCUUUGACAGACAAGGGUGUUAUUACCACUCAAGCCGAAAGUAUGUGGUUGCACUUGCCAAUCAUCAAGGACUUGAAGAAGGCCUGCUCCCAAGUGUUCCCAGUUGCUGAGUACGCUUACACCACCAUCCCAACUUACCCAUCUGGUACCAUCGGUUUCAUGGUCUGCUCUAAGGACGCCUCCGCUAACGUCAAGAAACCACUGCGUGAAAUGACUGAAGAACAAGAGAAGAAGUUGCUAAGAUACUACAACAAGAGAAUCCACGAGUCCUCUUUCGUUCUACCAACCUGGGUUGCCAAGGAAUUGGAACUUUAA